Molecule: messenger RNA, 3385 nt
Organism: Cryptomeria japonica (Japanese cedar)
Lineage: Eukaryota; Viridiplantae; Streptophyta; Pinopsida; Cupressales; Cupressaceae
Exons: 4
Coding region: 1184-2842 (552 amino acids)
Biological process (GO): asymmetric cell division
Source: RefSeq, a predicted model, not a curated record
AUGAUGGGAGGAGUGUGAGUGGCUCUCGAUAAUGUGAUACAGGGAAUGGUCAAGCCUUAUCUGCUCCGCUGUCAAUGUUGGUGGCCAAAGUAGGGACCUUUUCUAAGUCCUUUUUGCCGGUGUGCAUGUUUGGUCUGAGCAGACGACACGACCAAUCUGUCCACUUCGCACAUCUUUCUACAAGAUCACAUAUCUUUAUUAAUUUGUCGAUGCAGACCCACAUAUUCCCGGCCCCAGUGAGCGAGAAAACCCUCGGGGAAUCCGGGGUAAUAUAUGAAAACAACGGACAAACUGAAAUGUGAGCAAUACCCACUUGCCACGGAGGUAUUUUUUAAACGGGCAAAAUAUCCAUCAAUUCUACAGGAGCUGUAAGCUUUAAAUUGACCGAGAAUCCGCGUGACAACAUUGAACAAGCUCACAGUACUUUGUGAAUGUCGUUCAGCGCCGGAAAUAUGGGGUAAAAGCUAAAGUUAUAAAAUAGUUGGUAUACGACAGAAGGAUGGAAUAUGACGAGAGUUUGGAACACAGCUUAAAAACUGAUAAUAAUGAACUUCUGGAAAAAAAUGCGGCAGCGUGUAUAUCUGAAUUUUGCUGCAGACAUAUGUUUGAAAAGGUCAACUCGCCGAAUUACCGCAAAUAUAUGAGAAUUAUCCUUCACUUUAUUAUUAGGUUUCCAUUGCUACGGUUUUCAUACAGUGGAUUGAGAUAUUUUUAUGAAGGAGCGUUUUACGAUGAAUGAUAAGCACAAGGUUUUUUGUUCUAUUCUUGAAGCAAAAAUCACAUGUGAUAAACUUGUAAGCGAAUUAAGGCCUAUAUGACUUGAGAGAUUGAGGAUUUUGCUCUAAAGUGCUGGGAAGGAUAGGAUUUGGUCAUAAAUGAGGCUAGAACUUAAGCAAUUAAAUCUUAAUAAACAUCGCAUUAUACUGUUGGUCUUGAGUAUUGGUUCCCUGCUUCCUUAGGACCUUGACUUAUAUCAAUUGAUUCUUGAAAGCAUCCGGAGUUUGCAAUGUAUGCGUUUGAAUUGAGUUGCACCAUCUUCAUCUUAAAAAAUGAUCUAUCAGAAAUUGUGAAGGAGUUCUUUGCAGCUUGGGUUACGUGGAGUAGUGUUUCGUGAUACUUCAAGCAAGCAUGGAUCUUAGAAGGUCAGAGAAAUACUCAAGCAAUUUUACUGUUGAGUAGAGAAAUGAAAAUAGGAACCAAGGCAAGGAGCUUUACAAAAAUUAUAUUUUACAAGUAUACAAUGGGUUCAGAAACCAAGCAGUUCUCCAGAGACUUAAUAGGACAAUCUUUCAGUGAAGAAAGUGGUAGAGCUUCACAAACUGUCGUAUCGAUGGAUUCUGCAUCACAGCAAUCUGGUAUGACUGAACUAGAAGCAGAGCUUGAAGCAGAAUUGGAGCGUAUGCAAUACAACUUAUUUGUCGAAAGUUCUUCUGACACAGCAAUUUCAGAUGGUGAGGAGACAUUUCAUUUCUUGACACAGAUGAUUGAUGAAGAUACUACAAUAGAUAUUGUGUAUGGGGAUUUAAAUGUUAGUGGCAUUCCUGGCAAGACAGACGACAAUGUUGAAAGAGAGGUUCCUUUUCCAAAUUAUGCUGUUUCACCAAUUGAAUUGGAGAGGCGCCUGCAUGAACUUUUGGAGAGUAGACAAAAAGAGCAGAUAGAAGAGCUGAAGGUUAAACUGAAAAGUGCAGAAGAAAAACUUCUUGCAAAAGAAAUGGAACUCUCUUGGUGGAAGAAGCAUGCUCAUCAACUUUCAAAGACAUCUGUCGCACUUAACAAUAUGCCAGGGAAUAAGUCCAAUGCUUCUAUCACUAGCGAUGGGGAUCCAAUGAAAAAUUUAUAUGGUUCCAUGUCUUUCCAAGAAAAUGGAGUUCAGGAAAUAAGCAUUGUAUGUGACGCAGAUUCUUUGAGUUCAAGCAUCAAUCAUGCUGACAACUUUAUAGACAUGAAAUGUAGCCGUCAAGGAUUUGUGGAUGUGGAAAAAUGUGAUAGAAAAACUUUUUUUAACAAAGAUUGCAAGCCAGUCAAUAAUUUCGAAAGCACUGGAGAAAUUUGGCAUGCUAAUUGGGAUCUUGAGCUCAGUCAAUCUCCCACAUGUAGCAAGACACAUCAAUUGCAGCCUGCUCACUAUAGUAAUGUCUUUGAAGAAGGUAAACCGUCUGAAAGAAAGGAGAGUCCUUCAUUACUCACAAGGAGAAAGGUUGGCUUCUUGAAUGAGAUUAAAACAGAAUCCUCAGCAUGGCAUCCUGAAUCAAGUAAGGGUAAUAAUGUUUCUCAUCAUAGUAGAAGACUUCCUUCUCAUCCUUGUUUCAGCACACCCAUUGGAAGCUGCAAAGAAAACAGAAAAACUCUUAAAAGAAAUUCCAAAAUUCUGCAGAUUAUGUCACACAAUGAAAUAUGUGAGGUCCCUGUAGCUAAUGAGGUGCCCUUGUCUCCGGUUCUGAGUAAGAUACAACAGUGGGAAGCUCUAUCAAGAGGUGAAUCUUGUGUACUACCAUCUUUUAAUUUGGAUGACGAAAGCAUUGCAACCAAUAACGAUCAUGCUAUGCUUUCUGUGAAAAAAAAUGGACAGAGACAGAACCAUCAUUUAGAAACAAGCAAUCCCAAUUACUUCAAAGAAAAGGCACUGGAUCAUGCUAAUAAGAGUAGCAGUAGUAAUCCACAUGAUAGUCUCAAUUGCUUUAAAGGAAAGUCACUAGAUCAUGCUAAUAAGAGAAGUGAUAGUCCACAUGUUAAUACCAAUUUUUUUAAGGGAAUGUCACUGGAUAAUGUCAAUGAGCGGAGUCAUAAUGUUCGACUAAGUCUUGUGUGUAAUAAACCUGAGACUUUUAUGGUGGUUUGAACACUGCUUCUAGAAACAAGAAUGUAAAGAGUUAGACUAUACAUUACAAUGUACUUGAACGGAAUUACUUUUUCUAAAUUUUGGGGACUGUUCAAGGGAUUGAAAUGUUGGUGAAUCAUCGGCUAAAAAUGAAAUUAAUGAAGAAGGAAACUAUGAUCGUGUAGGACGUUUUGAAUCUGAUUAUAAAAACUCGUUGAACAUAAAAUUUAUUCAACUGGUUAUGUUUUGCACAGAAGGCAUAUGCAGAUUAGGUGGGCUGUAAAUUGUGGUACCUUCUGGCACGAAACAUGAUGUAUCAUAAAUCCAUAACUAGAAGCAGUUUGGAGUCUGUUCUUUUGAGAAAGUAAAAUGAUGUUUCUUCCCACUCUAUGCCCAGUGCUGAAGUGCAUAUGGUAUUGCAAAUGAACUGGUAAGAGUUUGUGUAGCUUUCAGUAGUUUCAAGUUUCUGUGCCUCAUGUGCUUGUAGCUUGCAUAUGGCCCAGUAUUUUAAAGGUUAUCAAAAUUUCAGCUUGAUUGUACAUCAAUGCAUGCAACUUCGCAUUA